AUGCGGCUUUUGAAUGUCUUCGACAAACGACUCGAGAGCUUCUUCGACAAGGAGAUCCCACCCUAUGGUAUUCUGUCACAUAGGUGGGGGAAAGACGAAAUCACCUUUCAAGACUUAACACAACGGUCACUCCAGAAAUUGCAGGGCCGCCAGUCAUUCUACAAGAUUUGGGCUCUGCUCGACCGGGCCGGCAAAGAUGGUUUAUCCUAUGUCUGGAUCGACACAUGCUGCAUCGACAAAUCGAGCAGCGCAGAGCUCUCAGAGGCCAUCAACUCCAUGUUCAGAUGGUAUCAGCAGUCAGAAAGGUGCUAUGUCUACCUCAAUGAUUUCAACACUUCUUCCAACUGCAAGAUUAUUCAUUACGAGCCGGCUGAGAACUAUGUUGUUCUCGACAAAUCAGAGACCUCUUUCUUCGACAGUCUUUGGUUUACCAGAGGAUGGACCUUGCAGGAGCUCAUAGCACCACGGAAUGUUGAGUUUUACGACAAGGAAUGGGUUAGCUUUGGCUCGAGAGACGGCGCACUUCUCGAUCGUAUUUGCAAAAGAACUGGUAUUUGGCCGCAGUUGUUUCGAGAACCCCGAUGUGCAUGCCCAAAUUCUGCUUUUGCAGUUCGCGACGGUAUUUGUGCUGGAUGCAAAGGGCUUGACACACUCCCUCAGACCUUGGACUCUUUCGUCAUCUCCAUCAAAUUGAGCUGGGCAUCGUCCCGCAUCACUACCCGCAAAGAAGAUGCAGCCUAUUGUCUCCUCGGCCUCUUCAACCUAAACAUGCCACUGCUAUAUGGCGAAGGUGACAAGGCAUUCUUGCGUCUUCAAGAGGCCAUUGUCCGACAGUCAAAAGACCAGUCAGUGCUGCUGUGGCGCGCUCGGCCUGAUGUUGUACCUCAAGGGUUUGUACCGGGCUGUUUGGCUCCUUCAUCCAGCACCUUCAAGGAACCCGUUCACAUUCUUGGCCGCCGGGUCUUCAACAGCGUCGACAAGAAGUAUGAGGCUAAUUUCCUCGAAAAUCUGGCUACAAUGAAGAUCACUGAUACAGCUAUGCGUACUAGCCUAUGGAUUUGCCCCUGCAAGGUAGUGCCUGACGGGAAGCAGACUGCGGCUCGAAACCUCUGGUUGGGUAUCAUGCAUCUCGCAUACGACCAUGAUUACCUUAAGCGACCUGCCUUGCUGCUGGAGUAUAUGGGGACUGUCAACAUGUACCGAAGAGUAUACCAUCAGCAUAUCGUUCCCCUUGAUCCCAGGAUAACUCGAGGUCCAUUCGAUGUAGAGUCAUCAAUUGGCGAAGUCGAUCGACGUCUCUCUCUCACCCCAGCACUCGCCGAGGCCACCAAGAAGACCAUCAGCAUUCUGCUUCAGCAAAGCCCCAUCAACGCAACGGCCGGCCCUUCUCCUGAAGAGAGACCGGAAACUGGACCCGUGACUGGACCCGUAUAUUUCGUUUUGGAUACGCAGAAGCUAGGCUUUACAAUGGACAGCGGAGGCAGCCACCCUCCUUUCAGCCGUUACCAAGGUCGCGCCACCCAAAUACCGUCACGUUGGGCUUUUAAGAGGUGCCAGCACAAAGAAGACGGCGAGAGGUAUUUUGGCGGCAUUCACUUUGUUAAUUUUGCGCUUGAGUUUCCAGAAAGAUCAAACUUGGAUCAAGGGCCAAAUCGACAAGGUGCUGGCCGAUUUGCCUAUACGGCUGUCAUCUGGGGUAUGCAUCGCCAAGUGUUCGAAGAGUGCAAACAUCCGUCUCAGUGGCAUCCGUGGUGCCGGGUCUUUAAUCUUCACAGUUUCAUAGAACACGCCCGGACCUCAAAUGAAGACUUACAGCCAAAUGAGCUGUAUGGCGAGAUUGGGGGUCUCAGUGCAGGCGAGAUCCAGAAGCGCAUGAAGAACCAGCGGUCGCGGCUCUGCCUAGCCGAAUAUGAAGAGCUCAAGAUUGAACAGGCAUCGGGUCCGAAGGCACUGUUCCCUUCAUAUUAUGGGACUAACUGGGCGACGGAUAAUAUAAAGGAGGCCGGAAGGCUUUUGGAAGCCAAGGUUGCGUUGGUUGAGGGAUUGGGUCGGAGGGUUUUUGAGCUGCACAUCAAGCUUACAGAUACAGGUACGGAGUAG
Messenger RNA from Fusarium subglutinans, 2100 nucleotides. RefSeq names its product beta transducin. Bases 1 to 2100 code for a protein of 699 amino acids. The record is from RefSeq and is a predicted model, not a curated record. Lineage: Eukaryota; Fungi; Ascomycota; Sordariomycetes; Hypocreales; Nectriaceae. The transcript has a single exon.